AUGGCAGUUGCUGCCACACGGGUGCUCACCAAACUUUUUACUCGAAAUUCAGUAAAACGUAUCGUUCGCCUCAAUAUCAAUUCAUAUGCAACACUAAGGAGGUGCUUGGCGACAGCUGCAAAUGCUCCGUCACCGUCUGAGGCAGCAAGUGCCGAAGGAGGAGGUGGUUUACCGUUGGAAAAAGGUGAUAAACUGAGUGAACCAUCCGAGGAAAGAGCUCCAUCAGAGAAGGUGCAGCGAUUGGUGGAAGAGAUCUGUGGACUGACGUUAUUGGAUGUAGUUGAUUUGAAUAAAGCACUCAAGAAACGACUCAACUUACCCGAUGCACCCAUGAUGGCUAACGGUCCUGCAUUUGCUGCGGCUAUGCAAGCAUCAGGUAUUAUUGGUCAUGUGUUUUUUCCGCUUCAAAUAUUCAGGAUCAGAUGGAAACGUAACUAA
Messenger RNA from Anisakis simplex (herring worm), 438 nucleotides. The record is from the annotation of a GenBank genome assembly. NCBI's taxonomy places the organism in Eukaryota, Metazoa, Nematoda, Chromadorea, Rhabditida, Anisakidae.